AUGGAGGAAUUCUACGACAACAGCUCUACCACCUGCACCUUCGGCGACUACAGCUCUUUGAUCAACAACACCAACUUCCUUUCUCCACUCCCUCAGGGUGAAGAAGUCCGAACCUUGUACAUCACCGGUCUCCCAGCGGACAUCAAGCGACGGGAAAUUCGAGUCCUUUUCCGAAACGUUCCCGGAUAUGAGGGAGCGAUCAUCGCUGGGCCACCUGCUCACAAACCCCACGGACACCCGAUUGCCUUUGCAACUUUCACCACUGUCGAAGCUGCUAGAAGCGCAAUGAACAGCUUCAAUGGCUUCCAGCUUGACCAGGAAAGCACCUUGCGUUUGAAAAUCGAGUUUGCCAAGGCUAACACAAAAUGCAAUGUUCGACCGAGAAACGAGCUAUUUCCAAUGGGAAUUCGAGAAUUGGAUGAAGCACCGUACUUCUCCCUGUCACCGAAAGCCUCUCCAUACAGCAUGGCGGGUUCUCCUCCAGACCAACUUGCUCCUGUUCUUCGAGUUGCGCCUGUCUACCCAGUUCAGGAGCAUUUUUCCCCUCCGAUGAUUUCUCCCGCUCCUCAACCAGUUUUCUGCGUUUACGUUACAAACAUCAAGCCGGGACUAUCUCAAAUGGAGCUUGAGAGCGCAUUCAGCAGCUUUCCUGGGAUCGUCAUUUUGAGACAAUCUAUUAAUGCUUCGUGGCUCUGCAUUCAAAGCACCUCCUCGCAAGUUCUCGCGUACUUGUCCGACUGCAUCAGUCGAAAAUGCAUCGUCAACAACAUCGAGAUCGGCCUCUCUCCUGGAUUAAACGUCUUGGAUGUCUCUAGCACUUGA
This is a messenger RNA of Oikopleura dioica, 822 nucleotides long. Lineage: Eukaryota; Metazoa; Chordata; Appendicularia; Copelata; Oikopleuridae. The record is from the annotation of a GenBank genome assembly.